Messenger RNA from Meriones unguiculatus (Mongolian gerbil), 2572 nucleotides. It is a transcript of the gene Ercc8, whose product is annotated as ERCC excision repair 8, CSA ubiquitin ligase complex subunit. Lineage: Eukaryota; Metazoa; Chordata; Mammalia; Rodentia; Muridae. Gene Ontology annotation, molecular function: protein binding. Gene Ontology annotation, biological process: proteasome-mediated ubiquitin-dependent protein catabolic process; protein polyubiquitination; transcription-coupled nucleotide-excision repair. The record is from RefSeq and is a predicted model, not a curated record. Bases 352 to 1560 code for a protein of 402 amino acids. Gene Ontology annotation, cellular component: nucleotide-excision repair complex; Cul4A-RING E3 ubiquitin ligase complex. The transcript has 13 exons.
AGGGACUUAGGGUGGCAGGACCAGUGGGCCGAAGAGGAAGUCGCAGGAGCCAGAUGAGGAAGACCCGCGUGUGCUUGGAGGGGAAAGUAUGAAGACCGAACGCAGGUCACAGUCACUGUAGCUUGCUGCCUGCUUGAAGAAUGAAGCUGAAAGCGAGAGGGGGUCGACUGGAUAACUGUCGCUCCAGGAGAGACCUGGUGGACAUGCAGGGCAGGGAGGUGACAAGUGGAAUGAGGAGAUACGGAGAAUAUCGGGGUCCUGGGACUGGAGCUAAACAAAGAUAGAGAUGUUGAAAGAAUCCAUGGCAGUGGAGUUAACACUCUUGACAUUGAGCCUGUUGAAGGAAGAUACAUGUUGUCAGGUGGUUCAGAUGGUGUGAUUGUACUCUAUGACCUUGAGAACACGAGCAGACAACCCUAUUACACAUGUAAAGCAGUGUGUUCCGUUGGCAGAAGCCAUCCUGAUGUUCACAAAUACAGUGUGGAGACUGUUCAGUGGUAUCCUCAUGACACAGGCAUGUUCACAUCCAGCUCUUUUGAUAAAACUCUAAAAGUAUGGGACACAAAUACAUUGCAGGCUGCAGAUGUCUUUCAUUUUGAGGAAACAGUUUACAGUCAUCACAUGUCACCAGGAGCCACCAAGCACUGUCUGGUAGCAGUUGGUACUAGAGGACCCAAAGUGCAACUUUGUGACCUAAAGUCUGGAUCCUGUUCUCACAUUCUACAGGGUCACAGACAGGAAAUAUUGGCAGUGUCCUGGUCACCACGCUAUGACUAUAUCUUGGCAACAGCAAGUGCUGACAGUAGAGUAAAAUUAUGGGAUGUGAGGAGAGCAUCGGGAUGCUUGCUUACUCUUGAUCAGCAUAAUGGGAAAAAGUCACAAGCUGUUGAAUCAGCCAACACUGCUCACAAUGGGAAAGUUAAUGGCUUAUGUUUUACAAGUGACGGGCUUCACCUCCUCACCAUUGGCACAGAUAACCGAAUGCGGCUCUGGAAUAGCUCCAGCGGGGACAACACCCUGGUGAACUAUGGGAAAGUGUGUAACGACAGUAGGAAAGGACUGAAGUUCACUGUCUCCUAUGGCUGCAGCUCAGAAUUUGUCUUUGUUCCGUAUGGUAGCACCAUUGCUGUCUAUGCAGUUUACUCGGGAGAGCGGCUGACUAUGCUUAAAGGACAUUAUAAAAGUGUCGACUGCUGUGUGUUUCAGCCUGAUUUCCAGGAACUUUACAGUGGUAGCAGGGACUGCAAUAUUCUUGCUUGGGUACCAUCCUUAUAUGAACCAGUUCCUGAUGAUGAUGAAGUAGAAGCCUCAAUGUAUUGUUCUGGCCUCAGCAGCCUCUCCACUCAACAAUUUCAGAGAUUCGGAUCCUGUCCCUUUCCGGCUGGAGAGAUGAUUUGGCAGUUAAGAGCACUGGCUGAUUUUCUGGGGGACCUGAGUGGCCCACAGUCACCUGUACCUCCAGUCCCAGGCUAUCUCGUGCCCUCUUCUGGACCUGAAUUCAAUUCCCAGCACCCACACGGGGAUGACAGUCGUCUACACUUCCAGUCCAUUGCUAACUAAUGCUUUCUUCUGGCAUCUGCAGGCACCAGGCAUGCAAGUAGUGCACAGGCGAAUAUCCAUACAUAUAAAUAUUUUUAUGUUUAACAAAACUUUAAUUUUAAUAAAAUUUUAAUAAAUUUUCAAUAAAAAUAACAAAAUAAGCUGGAUGUGGCCAUGCACAACCCUAGCAGUUAGAAGGCAGAGGCAGGUGGAUCUCUGAGUUCAAGGCCAGCCUGAUCUACAGAAGUUCCAAAACCGCUAGGAUGCACAAAGAAACCUUGUUUUGAAAUACAAAAAUGAAUAAAUAAAAUAUACUGUUCUGUUUUCAAUUGUAAUAUGUGAAUAACUCUUUAAUGUAAAGCACUACAUGCUAAGGUUAUUAGAUUCCAUGAAAUUACUCUAAUGGGUUACUCUAAUGGGUUCAUGUGCAUGCAGGUAGAAUGUGGCUGUUGUGUACCCCAGGGGAGAAGUCAGUUGGAAUGAGAAUGGCUUGCAUAUGUGAACGUUUACAGUUUAACUCAUGUUUGAACUGUUUUCUCUGAGCUGUUAAAUGAGUAACUUGCCAUUUCCCAGGAAGGCCCUGUUUGUGGCUGCAUGGUUCAGCAUAACACAAAGAACAUACAUAUACAUGUACCAGUCCUCCUUAGAGUCAGGCAAACCUAGGUCAGACCUGGUUCUGCCCCGAUGCUGUUACCCUGGGACAACUUGGGGCAUUUUUCAAAUGCACAUCUCAGAUGGUCAAGCAGAGUUGUUAUUGGGUUUCCUUUGGAACUGUGUAGAUCUAUACAUGCAUUUGUGAAGGGAUGACUUUGAAGGAAAUAGAUUAUGAGGGAAAAAUCAGCUUUGUCAGUUUUAAAUGAAUUUGUGUUAUCUUUACAUUACUUUUGUUUUUAAAUUAGCAGUAAUACCUUGUCCAGUUAAUCAAAUUGAUGUUAUAUAGCCUGUUCAUAACAAUUAUGAGCUUAAAAGUAUGAAACACAAUAAAACAGAUUCUACCCCCACCUCUUUUCUCUCUUUCUCUCUCUCUCUCUCU